This is a messenger RNA of Hyaena hyaena (striped hyena), 2408 nucleotides long. Its product is annotated as zinc finger protein 383. The record is from RefSeq and is a predicted model, not a curated record. The transcript is spliced from 3 exons. NCBI's taxonomy places the organism in Eukaryota, Metazoa, Chordata, Mammalia, Carnivora, Hyaenidae. Gene Ontology annotation, biological process: regulation of DNA-templated transcription. The coding region runs from base 371 to 1603 and encodes 410 amino acids.
AACAGGGCCGCUGUUCACUCGCUUGCCCGACCCUCGGCCUCCCGAGAAGGGUAACUGCAAGUGAAUUUCCCAGCUGCUUUUCGAGUUACCAGCCGAAUUUCUGCUCCCUAUCCCAUGUAAGUGGUUUGAGCUGCAAUGAAAAGGAAAAGUUGGAAAUGGGCAACAGCAAUGACCGUGGCUGAAGCUUCAUCCUCUUUCUCUGGCUGUUCCUAUAGUGGCGUCUCUUCUUUGGUCAUCAAGGGACUGGAUCUGAUUUCUGGAUCUGGUUUGCCCACUGCGUAACCAUGUUCCAUAUCUUUUCUUGUGAGCAGGACUUUACAUUCCUAAGCCUCAAGUCAUCUCCUUAUUGGAACAAGGGAAAGAGCCCUGGAUGGUUGGCAGAGAGCUGACAAAGGGCCUGUGUUCAGAUCUGGAAUCAAUGUGUGAAAACAAGUUAUUAUCUCUGAAGAAAGAAGUUUAUGAAAUAGAAUCAUGCCAGAGGGAGAUAAUGGGACUUACAAAGCAUGGCCUUGAGUACUCCAGUUUUAGAGACGUUUUGGAAUAUAGAAGCCACUUUGAAAAACAAUUGGGAUAUCAAAGUGGGCAUUUAAGCCAAGAAGUAUUCACCCAUGAAUACAUGCCCACAUUUAUUCAACAGACGUUCUUUACUCUACAUCACAUACUUAAUAAUGAAGAGAAGCCCUAUGAAUGUAAGAAAUGUGGAAAGGUCUUUAGUCAGAAUUCACAAUUUAUUCAACAUCAGAGAAUUCAUAUUGGUGAAAAAUCUUAUGAAUGUAAGGAGUGUGGGAAAUUCUUUAGUUGUGGCUCACAUGUUACUCGACACCUGAAAAUUCACACUGGCGAAAAACCCUUUGAAUGUAAGGAAUGUGGAAAGGCAUUCAGUUGUAGCUCAUACCUUUCUCAACAUCAGAGAAUUCAUACUGGUAAGAAACCCUAUGAAUGCAAGGAAUGUGGGAAGGCCUUUAGCUAUUGUUCAAAUCUUAUUGACCAUCAGAGAAUUCACACUGGUGAAAAACCCUAUGAAUGUAAAGUAUGUGGGAAAGCCUUUACUAAGAGCUCACAACUUUUUCAACACGUGAGAAUUCAUACAGGUGAGAAACCCUAUGAAUGUAAAGAAUGUGGCAAAGCUUUUACUCAGAGCUCAAAGCUUGUUCAGCAUCAGAGAAUUCAUACUGGUGAAAAACCCUAUGAGUGCAAGGAAUGUGGCAAAGCCUUUAGUAGUGGCUCAGCACUUACUAAUCAUCAGAGAAUUCACACUGGGGAGAAACCCUAUGAUUGUAAGGAAUGUGGGAAAGCUUUUACUCAGAGCUCACAACUUCGUCAACAUCAGAGAAUCCAUGCUGGUGAGAAACCCUUUGAAUGUCUUGAAUGUGGGAAGGCCUUUACUCAGAACUCACAACUUUUUCAACAUCAGAGAAUUCAUACAGAUGAAAAACCGUAUGAAUGUAAUGAAUGUGGAAAGGCCUUUAAUAAAUGCUCCAACCUUACACGACAUCUGAGAAUUCACAGUGGUGAAAAGCCUUAUAACUGUAAGGAAUGUGGGAAGGCAUUUAGUAGUGGCUCAGAUCUCAUUCGUCAUCAGGGAAUUCAUACUGAUGAAUAAUAAAAGUUAAAGCUCUUGUCACUUUCCUAACAUUUUUAAACAAAAAGAAAUUCAUGUUUGACAGUUACCCUUUCACUGUUUUUUGUUUUUAAAUUUUAUUUUAUAUUUCUUUUUAAUCCAAAUAUAUUUCACUCUAAAUUAUUAACUAAGAUUCUAAAGUGACAUUUGCAUAUUCCCUGUCCCCCAAUCUUGUACGAAGGGCAGUUUUUCAAUAAUUCUUUCUUUCCCCAUUAUUUUGUUCUAUCUUCUUGGUGACACAUUAUACUCUUAUUUAUAUUUGCUUGCAUUUUUUCUUCUCUGAUCUAUAUAUUUGUGCUCACACCAAUAUCACACUAUUUAAAACUGUGUGACCUUGUAUUGUUUAAUUGUGGCAUUACAGCUGUGGUUUUGAAGUCAGUAUUGUUUAUUUCAUGUCACAAAUUUAUAUUUUCUUACAUAAAACAGAAAAUCAGAAAACCAGAAACUAAAAAGCCAAGAUUAAUUAUAAUCAUACCAACUAUAGAUGACUACUUUUAAGUUGGUAGAGCAAAUCCUACCAGAUUUUGUUUUUAAAGAAAUCAUGGUAUACAUGUUAUCCCUUUACCUGUUUUGAUCAUGCCAAAAAAUAUGGUUGCCAUUUUAGUAAAUAUAGUAUUUUUUUAAAUGUGGCUUUAAAAUGACUUUAUUACUCAUGUUUUAUUUGCAUCUAAACAUUUGCAGUUAUUAAAUAUGCCAUGAUUCAUAUGGCCAAAAUUUUAUCUUUGGAUAUUUCUUUUAAAAUAUUUGUUUUUUUUUUAAAUUUUUAAUGUUUAUUUAUUUUUGAGAA